AUGCCGAUUCCCGUGGAUACCGCGAAGUCGAUUACGAAGAAGCGCAAGAGAAAGCAUGGAGGUAGUGCGCGCGCCGCCGCCGCCGAGGAGGAUGUGCCCGCGACGCCUGCGGCCGUGAGCGAGACUCCCGAGAAGGAAGUGACCUCCGCGAAGAACAAGAAGAAGAGCUCUGCCAAGGAGGCGACCUUGAAGAAGCGCAAGGUGGAGAAGCCGGUCAGCGAGGGCGAGAACGACAGCGACGAGGGGUCGGAUGAGGAUGCUGCUCCCGCUCAGGACGACGAGGAUAGCGACGCUGAGGAGGAAGAGGAGGAGUCUGCCGGUGACGCUGAGGAUCUUCCCUCGGCAGACCCUGUUAGUCUGCCGCAGGUGGAGGGAGAGCCGCAGAAAUUCACGGAAUUGAAUCUGUCGGAUAAGACGAUGAAGGCGAUCCAGGAAAUGGGCUUUGAGACUAUGACUGAGAUCCAGCAGCGUGCUAUCCCGCCGUUGCUUGCUGGUCGGGAUGUCCUUGGUGCUGCGAAGACUGGCUCCGGAAAGACUCUAUCGUUCUUGAUUCCUGCGAUCGAGAUGUUGAGCUCGUUGCGGUUCAAGCCGAGAAACGGUACCGGUGUUCUCAUUGUUUCCCCCACACGCGAGUUGGCCUUGCAAAUAUUCCAGGUGGCCCGUGAACUUUGCCAGUUCCAUUCUCAAACCUACGGUAUUGUCAUUGGAGGCGCCAACCGAAGGGCGGAGGCCGAAAAGCUCAUCAAGGGUGUCAACCUGCUUGUUGCGACGCCGGGACGUUUGCUGGAUCAUUUGCAAAACACCCAGGGUUUUGUCUACAAGAACCUGAAGACGCUGGUCAUCGACGAGGCGGAUCGUAUUCUGGAAGUCGGUUUCGAAGAUGAAAUGCGCCAGAUCGUCAAGAUUCUGCCCAACGAUAACAGACAAACCAUGCUGUUCUCCGCCACCCAGACCACCAAGGUUGAGGAUUUGGCGCGGAUAUCUCUCCGACCGGGUCCUUUGUACGUGAACGUGGACCAUCGCAAAGAGCACAGUACCGUGGAAGGUCUGGAGCAAGGCUACGUUCUCUGUGAGGCCGAUAAGCGCUUCCUGCUGCUCUUCUCUUUCCUGAAGCGCAACGCGAAGAAGAAGAUCAUUGUUUUCUUCUCCAGCUGCAACUGCGUCAAAUACCAUGCCGAGCUCCUCAACUACAUCGAUCUACCCGUGCUUGAGCUGCACGGAAAGCAGAAACAGCAGAAGCGAACCAACACGUUCUUCGAAUUCUGCAACGCCAAGUCCGGUACCCUUAUCUGUACUGACGUUGCCGCUCGAGGUUUGGAUAUUCCUGCCGUGGACUGGAUCAUCCAGUAUGACCCCCCUGAUGACACCAGAGAUUACAUCCACCGUGUCGGUCGUACGGCGCGUGGUAAGGACGGAAAGGGUCGUAGCUUGAUGUUCUUGCAGCCGUCGGAGGUCGGUUUCCUGAAGCACUUGAAGGAGGCCCGAGUUCCUGUCGUUGAAUUCGACUUCCCCGCCAACAAGAUUGUCAACGUCCAGUCUCAGCUUGAGAAGCUGAUCGAGCAGAACUACUACCUGAACAAGUCCGCCAAGGAAGGCUACCGCUCAUACCUCCAGGCCUAUGCCUCGCAUUCGCUGCGGUCCGUCUUCGACGUGCACAAGAUCGACCUCGUCAAGGUGGCGAAGGGCUUCGGAUUCUCCACACCGCCUCGCAUCGACAUCCAACUCGGCUCCAGUCUCAGCCGGGACAAGAAGCAGCAGCAACAAGGCCGACGAACCUACGGCAGUCAACCCAAGGGAUUGAAGUUCAAGCGGAAGCACGAGGAUGAUUAA
Molecule: messenger RNA, 1830 nt
Organism: Aspergillus affinis
Lineage: Eukaryota; Fungi; Ascomycota; Eurotiomycetes; Eurotiales; Aspergillaceae
Gene: has1
Product: ATP-dependent RNA helicase HAS1
Exons: 5
Coding region: 1-1830 (609 amino acids)
Biological process (GO): maturation of LSU-rRNA from tricistronic rRNA transcript (SSU-rRNA, 5.8S rRNA, LSU-rRNA)
Cellular component (GO): nucleolus
Molecular function (GO): ATP binding; RNA helicase activity; nucleic acid binding
Source: RefSeq, a predicted model, not a curated record